Necator americanus (New World hookworm) is the source of this 3777-nucleotide messenger RNA. RefSeq lists its product as uncharacterized. Gene Ontology annotation, molecular function: hydrolase activity; CoA-ligase activity. NCBI's taxonomy places the organism in Eukaryota, Metazoa, Nematoda, Chromadorea, Rhabditida, Ancylostomatidae. The record is from RefSeq and is a predicted model, not a curated record. The coding region runs from base 1 to 3777 and encodes 1258 amino acids. The transcript has 34 exons.
AUGGCUGAUUUUGCCUCGAUGCUUAAAUUAGUGCUGUUCGGACUACAGCAAGUAGUCUGGACUUGUGUUACCGUAAUAGGACUUAUAAAGGAUCGUCUAGUUUACGGUGCUAAUUGUUUUACGAUCAAAGAACACCCGAAACCAAAGUGUCUUGAAGGAUGGAAUGAGAAAUUCAUCCAGUUAAAGACGGUUCGUUUACAUUAUGUACAAACAGGAGACGAUGACAAACCACUUCUUCUAAUGCUACAUGGAUUCCCCGAAUUCUGGUACUCUUGGCGAUUCCAGUUAAAACAUUUCGCUGAUAGAUACAGAUGUAUCGCAGUCGAUCAACGAGGCUACAAUUUGUCCGACAAGCCCAGCAAAAUAGAAGAUUAUAACAUCGACUUGCUUGCAAAUGAUGUUCGAGAACUUGUUGAAGGAUUGGGAUACAAAAAAUGUUUUCUGAUGGGACAUGAUUGGGGUGCGUUAGUCGCUUGGCAGGUUGCAUUGCUAUAUCCAGAACUCGUCGAGAAGCUCCUCAUACUUAAUGCACCUCACCCAUGUGCUAUUGCAGAAUUACUCGCGAGCAACUCCCAACAAAUGCUGAAAAGCUGGUACAUUUUUAUGUUUCAAACACCAAAAAUCCCAGAGCUCGCUCUUCAAAGUCGUGAUCUACACAUGUUCGAUUCGGCUUUGCGCGAUGAGAAAAAUGGAAUACGGAACAAAGAGAAUUUCACUGAUGAAGACAUGGAGGCGUUCAAGCAUGUGUUUGCACACAAAGAUUCUUUUACUGGGCCAAUAAAUUACUACCGUAACAUCAGGCAUCGAGCCGAUCUGAAAGGAGAACAAAAUAUCUGCAAGCCUCAAACACUCAUUAUCUGGGGUGAUCGAGAUCCGUAUUUGCUCAAAGAUGCAGCGACGUUGAGCCUGAAGUACUGCAAAAAUGCUGAUCUGAGAUUCGUCGACGGCGCUUCACACUGGGUUCAGCAAGACGAACCGCACAAAGUCAACAGAAUCGCAGAGGAUUUCCUCAAUUUAAAAAGGUGUCGAGAAGAAAAGAAACACGAAAAAAGCCAAAAAAAAAAGAACAAAGGAAGAGAGGAGGAAAGAAGGACAACCCUAUUCGAUGUCCCUGUUCUUCUUUUUGUGCUACGAGCUGACCUCAUGCUAGACUGUGGCCAUAUGAACUGCUACGCUGAUAAAAACGAUCACCUCGACUUCUCCGCCGCCGUUUGUCAGCAUUCAAUGGUCAUCUCGGGAACGACUGAUGGCUAUCUUCGACUACAGCAAAUAAUCUGGACUUUUGUUGCCGCCGUAGGACUAGUAAAGGAUCGUCUGAUUUACGGUGCUGACACCUUCACGAUCAAAGAUCACCCGAGACCGAAAUGUCUCGAAGGCUGGAAUGACCGAUUCAUCCAGCUGAAGACGGUUCGUCUGCACUACGUGCAAACAGGAGACGAUGACAAGCCACUACUUCUAAUGUUACAUGGAUUCCCGGAAUUCUGGUACUCAUGGCGAUUUCAGCUGAAGUAUUUCGCUGACCGAUACAGAUGUAUAGCACUAGAUCAGAGAGGUUACAACUUAUCGGAUAGACCACCGAAUACCGAAGACUACUGCAUCGAUUUGCUGGUCAACGAUGUUCGAGAGGUUGUGGAGAAGUUAGGUUACAAAAAGUGCUUCUUGAUGGGUCAUGACUGGGGAGCCGCUAUCGCUUGGCGGGUUGCAUUGACGUAUCCGGAGCUCAUCGAAAAGCUUCUCAUUCUUAACGUUCCCCAUCCAAGCGUUCUACCGCAAUUAAUGGCUACAAGUUCGGAACAACGAUUGAAAAGCUGGUACAUUUUUAUGUUCCAAACACCAAGGAUUCCAGAACUGACCGUUCAGAGUCAUGAUUUCCACAUGUUAGAGCUGUGUUUUCGCGGAAAGAAAGCUGGUAUACGGAAUAAAGAGAACUUUACCGACGAGGAUAUGAAAGCCUGGAAACAUGUGUUCAGUCAAGAAGGUGCUAUAAGCGGACCAAUAAACUAUUAUCGAAACGUUGGGAGAACAAGUAAUUUGAAAGGAGAUCAAAAUAUUUGCAAGCCUCCGACACUUAUAAUUUGGGGCGAUCAGGAUCAAUUCUUGGUCAAGGAGGGAGCAACGAUGAGCUUGAAGUACUGCUACAACGCCAAUUUGAAGUAUGUAGAAGGUGCCUCACAUUGGGUUAUGCAAGACGAGCCGCAAAAAGUGAACAAACUCAUCGAGGAAUUUCUGUACGCAUCAAGCCACGCGGUUACCAGCGAAAGUCAUCAUUCCUCAAAAAUACUUCACCUAGGAAUGUCGACCAGAUCAGAUAUACCGAUCAUCUGUUUUCCCACUGUGGAGAAGUCGUUCACGAGAGCAUUUCUGGGAUUUAUUGAGUUAUAUGACGACAGAUUGGCUCUGAUCGAUCCAGUUACACAGGAGAUGCUGGCGUUUUCGGAUUUGGAGAAAUUAGUAUUCCAGAUGCGUCAUCGCCUUCAUAAAAGGAAUUUUACCACGCGAACGAUGGUGGCCACACUUUGCGGAAAUUCUAUUGAUUUCCUCCUAAUGUGUCUCGCAGCAAUCGAUUUAGGUGCGAUAGUCGUGCCGAUCAAUCCAGCUUCAACACUUUUUGAAAUUGAGAAAUAUGUGGUCAGCUGCGAAAUCGAGCAUAUGGUUAUCGAGCGAGAAUAUGAGAAAAAAUUAGAAGAUCUGCGGGCGCGAGAAACAUGCGAACAUCUGUCUGUUAUUAUCCUUGAAGAGCUACGUGGAGAAGAAGGAGACGAACCGACACCGAAGAAGGAGGAAUCACAGCUCUGUGGACAUGAGACGGCGCUUGUCUUCUUCUCGUCUGGUACUACCGGCCCACCAAAAGCGAUACGACACAGUCAUCGUAGCCUACUGGCACAUCUCGCACAAGUCAUGUCGACAACAAUCGCAAAGUCGAAAUAUCCGUUUCCAAAUUUAUUAGGCGGGAAUAGAGUGCACGGAGUACUACCGUAUUUCCACGCUGGUGGUCUAAUUACCGUAUUCUGCAUGUUGAUAGAGGGAGUUACGGUUGUAAUAAAUAGGAAAUGGAAUCAGCUACAAUUUCUUCUGACCUUACAGGAAUACAAGAUUACCGUCAUCAACAUUGUGCCGCCGAUCCUAGAUUUCCUCGUGAGUCAUCCUUCCGUCAAAGUGUACGAUCUCAGCGCAUUACGGCUUGUUUUUGUGGGAGCAACCAAAUGUGAGGAAUCACAACUUCGUGCAUUGAAGGAACGUCUUCCUGGAGUUGAAGAUGUUGUGCAGCUGUUUGGAACGACCGAGGCUGGAAUGCUGUUGUUUGCUACUCCUAAGGGGAACACACGACUCUCGUCGGUGGGACGACCGAUGCCUGGAGUAGAGGCGCUGAUUGUAGGCAAAGAUAAAGAAUGUGUCGGUACAGAUGAAGUUGGGGAACUGGUAGUUCGGACGCCUACAUUGAUGGAUGGAUAUUUAGGAAAAUCUGAAGUGAAGGAAAUGAUAAAAGUACGCGGAUGGCAGGUGAAUCCAUACGAAAUCGAAGAGGCCAUAAAAUCCGGUGUUGCUGGCGUAAAGGACUGUGCAGUUGUUGGCAUAAAGUCACAUACGGACGGUCAGCUCCCUAAAGCGUUUGUCGUUGGAGACGUGGACGAGGAUGAAGUCAUAAAUUUCGUCAAAGAAACAUUCAUCUCCUACAAACAUCUGUGUGGAGUCGAAGUCGUAGAGGAAAUCCCGAGGACACCAUCCGGCAAAAUCAUAAGAGUGAAACUGAGUGGCGAACUAAAUCCGUUCCUAUGA